Molecule: messenger RNA, 414 nt
Organism: Papaver somniferum (opium poppy)
Lineage: Eukaryota; Viridiplantae; Streptophyta; Magnoliopsida; Ranunculales; Papaveraceae
Exons: 3
Coding region: 1-414 (137 amino acids)
Source: RefSeq, a predicted model, not a curated record
AUGGGUUAUGGUAACAAUAUGGAAGAAAAACUUCUCCAGAAGAAUUACAUGUUUAAUGUUCCCUCUGAAUUUGCAAUGAAGGUUUUAUGUGAUCUUCAUUACUUCUUGGGUGUAAAAGAAGCUAGGGAAUCUGAUUCUCUAGUCUUGACCCAGAAAAAAAUAUGUUCUAAGUUACUUGAUAAUGAUAAUAUACUGGAAUGUAAGCCUUGUGAUACAUCGAUAGUUAAAACUGAUCAAGAGAUUCUAUUCAUGAUGGGUAUAAUUAGUUCGUGUAUUACUUUAAGUGAUGUUGAUAUUAAUUCUAUAGAAGCUCAUUUAGAUUCUGAUUGGGCUGGUUGCCAUGAUACAAGAAGGUCUACUUCUUGUGAAGCUGAAUACAAGUGUUUGUCUUCUGCAGCUUCAGAACUUCGGUGA